Messenger RNA from Amorphotheca resinae ATCC 22711, 3002 nucleotides. RefSeq lists its product as hypothetical. NCBI's taxonomy places the organism in Eukaryota, Fungi, Ascomycota, Leotiomycetes, Helotiales, Amorphothecaceae. Gene Ontology annotation, cellular component: microtubule; membrane; cytoplasm. Gene Ontology annotation, molecular function: microtubule binding; GTP binding; GTPase activity. The record is from RefSeq and is a predicted model, not a curated record. The coding region runs from base 1 to 2553 and encodes 850 amino acids. The transcript is spliced from 3 exons.
AUGGCUCCCCAAAUCCCUGGCGCAAGCCUACAAAUAGUCGGCCAGAAGGUGAAUCUCCUCGUGAACGCAAUCGAGGAACUCAGGAAGCUGGGUUUAAAAGAGAUUGAUACCGAGCUUCCCGAGCUUGUCCUUGUUGGGGACCAAAGCGCGGGUAAGUCUACAUUGAUGGGCGCCAUAGCAGAAAUCAACCUCCCCAAAGAUACGGGGAUGUGUACCAGGUGUCCAGCCAAUAUCAAAACGUCUCCUGCAGAGACUUGGAGCUGUACUGUGUCAUUGCACGAGUACUACUGGUACUCGAAUGAUAUGCGGCGGGUGCCAACAAAGGCACAGCCUUUCCCCCCGUGGAGAGCGAACGAUGGAAUUAAUGUUCGUCCCUUCAAGACUAUUGCGGACAAAGCUGAGCUUGAGAAUAUUCUUCGUUGGGCCCAAAUUGCACUGUUAAACCCUAAUCAGGAUUACCAUGCCUUUAUUCCAGGCACCGGUGCCAUUGCUCAGAAUGGUUUGGAGCAAGACUACAAACACGAAGCCGAUUUCAGUCCGAACAUCGUCGCAAUUGAAAUAUCUGGUCCAGGACUUCCAGCACUUUCAUUUUACGAUUUGCCAGGCAUAUUCGUUAGCGCAGCUACGAAAGACGAGCAGUAUCUUAUCAAGGUCUUCGAAAAUCUCGCGGCGAAGUACAUCAGGCACGAAAAUGCGCUUGUCAUCUGCGCGAUGACUAUGGCAAAUGACCCCGGCCUCUCAAGGACCAGGGCAAUCAUCGAAUACCAUAAGGCUGAGAAGAGGACGAUCGGAGUUCUGACCAUGCCGGAUCGCCUACAAGAGGGCUCAACACAUAGGGACUACGAUGCGAUACUGAAAGGCAUGACGCAUAGUUUACCAAGGGGAUAUUUCGUGACGAAGCAGCCUGGCCCUGGGUUCUUAGCACAGAGAGACUACCAUUCUCAAGCACGAGAAGAAGAAGAGUUGUUCUUUAACACAGACCCUCGGUGGACUGGUGAAUGGAAGAAUUACAGAAAUCGGUGUGGCACGGCAGCAAUACAAGCAUACCUCUCUCAGGAGUUUGCGCGUCUAAUCGCGCAAAGUAUGCCGAGUAUUGAUGAGAAAAUAAAGGCCCAAGCACAACACGUUAACGCUCAACUGAGCCGCCUUCCCGAAUUGCCGAAUGACAACGUCCAGCAUGUUGUGCGGCAAUGUCUUCAAGAAUUUAGCAACGGUGUGCGAGACAUUUUAGAGGGUGGUCAUGAUCAGAAUCAAUUCCUUAGUGAUUGGUCUCAGCUUAGCAUCGAUUUUGCGGACGCAAUCCAAAAGAUCAAGCCAAUGUUCAUCAUCACUGACGGAUCUGACCAGACCUUUCCUGAGAUCAUUAAUGUCGACGAUGACUCAGAUAACUCCAAGAUGUCAUCCACGCAGGCUUCACCAUACAAACGUGCAAAUGAGGAUCCAUUCUCGCCAGGUGCAAAGCGCCAAAAUCUCAUGGGAAGCUUUAAGCCCAAGGUCGAAGAGGGUUCAAGUAACAUAAGCCCAUCAAUACCUCGACAUAACACUUCGAAGAAACGAUCGACUCCCUUCGACGCCUAUCUCAACGCUGGCAAGAGAUUCAUGACCAUUGCAGAAGUCCGGAGAGUCAUCUCAAAGCAUAGACGCCCCGGCCAUCCAGACAAUGUCUCAGACGCCGCUCGUGAAGAAAUCUGCCUUCUGAGCAUCCAAUCUUGGAACCAACCCCUCAAAAAGCUAGCAGACACCACAUUUCAUAUGCUACAAACAGCUAUAAUGGGUGCUAUGGAAAGCUCCCUUGGACAAUACAAACAGACAGAUUUGUUUAGAAAAUCCAAGAGAAAAAUCUUGGAGCUCCUGGGGCAGCAUCAAGCGGAGCAGCGUCGAAUCCUCGAAGAAUUCUACGCUCUUGAGACCUACAAGUUGUUUACCGUCAACAAUGAGGACUUCAUUAGGUACAAGACUGAAGAGCUGAAUCUCCUGAAAGAGAAGCGAAGGCAAAGACGAGUAUCUUGCUAUGUCCAACGACAGAAUUAUCUGUCGAAGAAGACCUUGACCGAAACUGCCAAAAUACAACAAGAGAAAGCAGUGACGGAUGAGCAGCUGGGACCUGAUCCAUUCGGACUAGAGAUCGAGACUGCGGCGUACGUCCGCGGUUACUAUAAGACCGCGGGUCACCGUUUUGCCGACAAUGUUUGUCAGAGCAUAUUGGGGAAUACUUUUCGAAAGAUCCACUUAGAAAUCCCCCAUCUGCUCGAGAAUUACCUCGAUCUCAACACGGGAGAUGGUGAAAUUAAAUGCCGCAACCUGAUGGUCGAAGACCACGGCGAGGCCGCCCAGCGUGCGGCGCUACAGGCCGAAAAAAUGAAGCUCAGCCAUGCUGCUGAGCGGCUGGCGAAGUUGGUCGAGGAACUUGGCAUCAACCCUGAUGCCAUGGACAUCGACCAACUCUACGACCACCCCGCCGACGAGCCGAUUCACAGCGAGCAGUCGUCGUACACUGCGGCGGAAGAAUCCAGGCCUUAUCGUAACAGGCUGUUUGUUGAUGACGAUAUCUGAAUUGGGCUUUUCCAAUUAGAUGAUCGAUGUUAUGAUGGAAGAAGCCUUGUCUCGGUCUUCACAUGGUCACCAACAGUAUUUGCGGUCUCUUUUACAUUCGACUCCGGUCCACGGCGCAAUUAAGGAGUUCUCUGGCUUUGCCAACGUCUGUACAACCAGCAACUUGCUUUCCUUUCUCUGUUUGAGGCAUACCAGCUGCUCAGCUCGCCCUCCCGAGAUCUCUCUAGGCUAUGUUAUCACUGGCGGUACUUCUUUGAUGGGAUAUGGGAAAGAUGGAUAAGUGGGAUAUGGGAAAGAUGGAUAAGUCGGAUAUGGUCUUCUAUUUUGUCUGCUUUUCGAUCGUGCUUUUACGUCUCUCCCAAUCUGUUUCUAUUCGCGUUGGGGAUAAUGGUGCACGACUAAAAAGGUUGAUUCAUGGAGUAUUAUAAGCCAAUAAAUAAUCCCAUACU